This is a messenger RNA of Adineta steineri, 1122 nucleotides long. The record is from the annotation of a GenBank genome assembly. NCBI's taxonomy places the organism in Eukaryota, Metazoa, Rotifera, Eurotatoria, Adinetida, Adinetidae.
AUGACUACUACAAACACGACUACAACUACAAGUAAGAGAAAAGAAUUAAAAAAAAUUAUAAAAAAUUUAUUAUUUCGAAAUAUAAAGAAACAACAGCAACAACGAGUACCUCAAGUUCAACUACAAGUACAUCCACAACGACAUCAACCUCAACAACUUCAACAAGUUCAAGCACGAGUACAUCAACAACGAGUAACAUCGACAACUGCAGCAACAUUUAGUUCUUGUAACAGUCUACGGUGGAAUCAAACAGGUCAAAUCGUUGCUGGAACAACAACAACAGGUUCAGGUGCGAAUCAACUUAAAAAUCCAAGUUGUUUAUACAUCGACAAUAAUAAUACUCUAUAUAUUUGUGAUCAUGAUAAUAACCGCAUUCAGAAAUGGAUUCAAGGUGCCAUAACAGGUGUGACAGUAGCUGGAGAUAGUGCAGGUACUCAAGGUUCAACAUCCAUAUUACUCAAAACUCCCAUAGAUCUUACUUUUGACAACAAUGGAUUUAUGUAUGUCGUUGAUUAUGGCAAUAACCGCGUACAAAGAUUUGCUUCAGGCUCUACUACUGGCACCACUGUUGCUGGAACGACUGCUAGUACAAAUGCAUUGACUGAUCUAAAGCAACCAACAGCCAUUGAUAUUGACAAUAAUUCAAAUCUUUAUAUUCUUGAUAUGGGGAAUACAAGAUUAGUAGAAUGGGCUCCAAAUGCAACAAGCGGUACUCUUCUGAUCAGUAGUAGUACUCUGAAUAAUGAUUAUGAUAUUUUACUCGCACCGAAUUCAUCAAAUCAAAUAUAUAUUAGUGAUCAAGGUGCUCAUGCAUUAUAUUUAUGGACAUUUGGUGUAUCAACUCCAAGUAUGACUCUUCAAACAGUCAAUGAUAGUCACAAUACUCUUAACAAUCAAAUGGGCAUGGUUUUAGAUCCGUAUGGUAAUUUAUAUGUUGCUGAUAGAGAUAAUGAUCGAGUAGUUGUGUAUUGUGCUAAUUCAACAGUUGGUAUUGUUGUUGCUGAAGAUAAUAAUUCUGUACCUUCACUUAAAAAACCAGUCGCUCUUGCUUUUGAUUCUGAUCUGAAUUUGUACCUACUUAGUACAAAUAACGGCCAAGUGGUUAAACUUUCAAAAAUUUAA